CCUUGCCCCAUUACGCCGCCCUGAGGAGAAGCUUCGAUCAACAGAUCAGGAAACGCGUUACCAUUGCACUACCGCGAGUAUACGACUUUCCUGGCAAUAGUCUUCCGGAACAGCCUAAUCUCUAUGAAUCGGAAAGCAGGACCAGGAUUUUUCAAUGAUAAGCUAGUGCAACGUUUUGCGCUUUUCGGUUAAGUCCAACGAGCAAUCGAGGGUUCAGGAAAGCCUUGAAUAAAUAUAUGUUUUCGAGCCAAAACACGGGUAUAGUUAUUAAAACUGCGAUUUUUUUUUCAUUUUCUCAGCCGCUGCAAUCCCUCAGAAGUAUAAUCAACUAAGAAAUUCGAGUACAUCGCUCUAUUCACGGUUAACGCAACUGGCAGAUCUUUACUUUUUUUAAUCGUGAGUGAGAUUGGAUGCUUAGGUUCUCUUACAAUGAGCCGCUGCAAACCGUAAUCGAUAGAAUAAAACACAUUUCAUUGCUUACUGUUGAUAUUAAACCUUGUUUAUUAUUGUAGUUUGUAUGACUAACAACCUAAAUCUUUUUUAAAUAGUAACUCUGCGAAAAAAUCCAUGGGCUCUUAUCGGUUGGGAAGCAACUAUUCUGUCACCACGCCUCAGAACCAGCUGGGUCUGACAAAAUUGGCAUUGGGUAGUAUAAUUAUAUCUUUGUGCCCACAGUAUCUUGAGGCCCAUAUAAAGCUUAUUUCAACUUGCGUUUGCGUGGUGUUUCAUUAAGCAAUUGGUGAUUUCAAUACACUUAAUGUGUCCUCUAUAGGGCGGCCGCUGUCCACGAACUGGCUGGUAGACGCAGUCAGCCAGCGUUCUAUGACAGCACUAUGCAUCGAGUGGAUACAUAAAAAAGUUUUGUAAAGUGUUAAUGUGCUUCUUUUGGUGAUGACUAGAGUGGCCAAUUAACAUAGAAAAUGUUUCGUCAUGCAUAGUGCGAGUUGGCUAGCCAUACAGAGUAUGAUAAGGAUUUAUAUUGCAGUUAACAUUGGUAGUCUUUUACUUGGCUUGUACGAAAGGCUGGAGCAACCUCCGUUUGCCAAUUCUUAAGUAUAGUCAUACCGGAUGUUCUCGCUGUUACUUAGACCUAUGUAUGUCGAAUUCUCUUUGUGUGACUACGUUGUGCCUAAGUGAGAUAUUUGAGUGUAAUAUCUGUAGUGUAAAACCGAUGCGCGUCCAAACUGGGGUGGGCCAUCGUCAAAGACAAGAACGAGGAUGAAGCUCACAGCUGACUCUACGGAGCACCGGUAAGGUCGAAUCGCGUGCGAUCUGGGUACUGCAGGUGUAGAUGAUCUAAACCGUAUCGGCGAAAUGGCCGUAGAUAAGACCGCCAAUCACAGAACGGCAAACCGUGCGCCUGGACAACAAUCCCUGCAGCAGCAACAACAACAGCAAGACGCCGAACUCGCGAACGGCGCCGCCCAGCCAGUCGUUUCAAAGGAACUGCAAGCCGUAGAUGUAAAGUUUCUUGACGAUCACGUCGAGACGUUCCAAGUCGCUGCUCGGGCCGAUGGACAAGUGCUAUUCGACAAAGUUUGUCAUGUGCUCAACAUCCUCGAGCGGGAGUACUUCGGCCUGGAGUAUCAGGACACGCAGGGUACACGCUAUUGGCUAGAUUAUGGGAAACGAAUGGGCGAUCAGCUCGGACUGGGAAAUCGACCCCAACCAAUGAUGGAGUUUGCAGUGAAGUUCUAUGUACCUGACCCGGCCCAGCUUGAGGAAGAGCAUACGCGAUAUCUGUUCGCGUUGCAAAUUAAGAAGGAUCUGGCUUCAGGCGACCUGCCUGUCCCAGAGGACGUCGCUGCUCUACUUUGCUCAUACAUUGUUCAGGCCACAUUUGGUGAUUUUAUGGUGUCGGAGUGCGCCGAUGGCGAGUACCUGUCACGGACGAAGUUUCUACCAACCCAAACUCGAAAAUUUGAAGAGGCAGUAAUGAGCCACCAUCGAAGGCAUUUCGGUCAGUCUCCUUUGGACGCCGAGCUAAACCUACUUGAUCAUGUUCGCAAAUGUGACCUUUAUGGUGUAAAAAUGGUUGCCGCCAAGGACACCCAAGACAUUCCGCUCAACUUAGCCGUUGCACAUAUGGGUCUCUUAGUCUUGCAGAGUACGACUCGAAUAAACACAUUUUCAUGGAACAGUAUCCGAAAACUGAGCUUCAAACGAAAGCGUUUCCUUAUUAAGUUUCAUCCGAGCGAAGGCUAUGGAUAUUAUAAGAAGGUGGAAGAAUUCACUUUUGCUUCAAGGAAUGCUGCAAAAAGCUUUUGGAAACGUUGCAUUGAGAACCACUGUUUUUUCCGACUAAGUGAGCUACCGAAGUCUCCGUCGAGGCACAAAACACGCAUUUUUUCACGGGGUUCAUCGUUCCGAUAUUCAGGCCGUACUCAAAAGCAGAUCAUCGAACAGGUAAGAGAGAGCGGUGAUUUGGCUCGUCGACCAUUUACCCGUUCGGUGAGUCUGCGUCACACUCUUUUGCCUGCACCUCCAAAAUGCGUACGAAGAUCAUUAAUUGCUCCGCCUCCGGCCUCAACAUCGUCGCCUAUAGUCGAGGAAAAGAGAUUCAGUGAUCCGCCUGGCGAACGGAGAUCGAUUUCAUCGAGAAAUUCGGCUACCGAGUUGAACAAAACCGACCUAAGAAAUGACCACAUUGUGCACCGGGGGAACAUUGAAAAACGAUCCUCAAUAAUUAAAGACGCUAAUGCUAAUAGCGUACGAAUUAUAACUGAUCAAAACCGAAACGGAGUAUUUGUCGAUAGUGAGCUCUGCAGAAAUCUCUUUCUUGAGCUGCACUCCACCCCCAUGGAUAACCGUCUAAAUAGCUUCGAUCGUCGAGCUUCAUUACAAAAACAGGAGACAAGCUACUACGUAUCAAAGGAAUUGCUCAUGACCGAACGAACGUAUAGGCGCGACCUCGAGAUUAUUACGUUCUGGUUUAGGGAUCAUUUUGACGAUGAUAAAGGCCACAAAAGCAUUUCCAGCGCAGACGAAUCCGAGGAACUGACAACAGAAUUUAUUGGGCGUUUGUUCCAAUUACUGGAUCCUAUUAAUAAGCUGCACGGUCGACUGCUGCGAGAUCUAGAGCAUCGGAUCGCAGCGAUGGAAGGCCGUCCCGUGACUGGCACGAACUCUUUCGAGGGUGUUGGAAGCCUUCUUCUCGAGUAUAGUUCGGUGCUGGCGCAUUAUAAAGCUUAUGCUAGUGAGCUUCCUGCCCUGCUCGAGGCCUAUGAAAAGGCGUUUAAUCAAAAUACGAGCUUUCGCUGUACGAUCGAGAGUUUUGAGACAAACAAAGUCUGCUACGUGCCCUUGGCACUGCUGUUUACGCGUCCGUUGCAUCGGCUUUUGCACUAUUCGAGGGCAUGCACUAAACUUACAAAAUUUUACUCGAGUGAUCAUCCUGAUCGUGCGUUCUGCGAAGAGGUCAUCGAAAAACUAAAGCCAAUCAUCGCCGGAAUGGCCGCCCAGGUCCAUCAGGCCAAGAACCAAGUCAAACUCAUGGAGCUGGAACGCGAUCUUAGUGGCGUUGAUUCAAUUUUGGAAAAGCAGUUUCUCCGUGAGGGAUCCCUAAUGAAGUUAUCGAAGAAGGGAUAUCAGCAGCGUAUGUUUUUCCUAUUCAGUGAUUGUCUCGUGUAUGCUAACAAAAUCAAUGACGAUCCUGGUCUCAGGUUUCGAGCCCAUGGUCAAAUUCAACUGAAAGGUGUCAUGGUCGAGGUAAGUGAACCUCGCGUCGGUAUGGAGCAUUGCUUCACAAUUUAUGCACCCCACCGUGCCCUCAUGGUAGCUGCGCCCAGUGAAGCGGAGCGUGAACGAUGGAUCGUGGCAAUUCAACGAGCGGUCGACGCUUGCUCUUCACCCGAGGACGACAUUAAUGCCUACAGUACGCUUCAAUCAUGUGCGUCCUCCGACGAUGGCUUGAGCUCCGUUGGCGCCGCGAGCAACCGCAGCAGUAUCGCUAGCAGUCAUCAGAUACUAAAUCCCGCAGUGAUCGCUCAGCUCAGCAAAAGCAAUCAAUACCCUCGAUGCAACACAACGCUUCACGUCUGUUGGUUACGCCAAAUCAGCGUCAGUCGCGAAGACUACGAGAGAGCCGGACUAAGCCACCAUAUGUCUGGUUAUUUGUUGCGCAAGUUCAAACACUCAACAGGCUGGCAGAAACUUUGGAUCGUGUUUAGCGAUUUCAGCCUGUUCUUCUAUAAAUCGUAUCAAGACACGACGCCUUUAGCGUGCUUGCCGCUGCUUGGUUACAACGUGAGCACGCCGAAUGUCGAAGAUGCGAUCGAAAAACAGUUUGUGCUCAAGUUGCAGUUUAAAGCACACACGUAUUUCUUUCGUGCGGAGAGCGACUAUACGUUUCAGCGAUGGCUCGAAGCAAUUGGUUCCGUCACUGUUUAGCCAUAACCUUAUGAGCCGAUAAAUGGAGGUUUUUAGGGCGUUCCUCCAUACUGAGAGGUGAAGCAAACGAUAACUUUAGGCCAGUACCUGCUAACGUCAUCUAUGACAGAGAGGAGAUGAAGACGCGGUCCGAUCAGCUAAAUAUCGCAAAGUGGAACGGCACAUUGCCAUCACAGCAAUAGCAAUGAUAAAGUGAUAUCAUUCAUAGCACGGUGUCUCUUUGUCUCUGAAAAAAAUGCCCUUGCCAAAUAGGUUCACAAAAAACUAAAUAUCGAAUUUCACCAGUGCUUCAAGCAACUUACUACGAUGCGCGAAGUGCGACUUCGUAGCCCAUAAUCAUGCUGCAUUUGUCUACCACGCACAAGUCCAUGCAUCUGAACAGUGCAAGCCUUUCGGCUGUAAUUACUGUGACUACCAGACAUCUCAUUCUUCCGACCUCGGACGUCACAUCCGGUAUACGCACCAGAGCGUUCUAAAGACCUAUUCGUGCGAUAUGUGUCCCUUCACGGCAGAGCGGGUCGCUCAUCUUCAGAAACACUACAAAACUGAUCACAAUGUCACCAUAUGACAGAAUGUGCUACGCGCGGUACGUUACAGGCGAAUUGUGACUAAACAAGCCAACCAGAUGGAAGAAGCAGUCAAGAAAAUGAAAUAGAAAAUAUCAAGGCUUAGAAGAAAAGAAGUUCUGUAAAGGAAACGCCGAAGCAUGGAAGUAGGACAUCUAUAUAUAUAUAUAUAUAUAUAUAUAUAUAUAUAUAUACUUGUACUGUAUUACGGUUAUGAUCGUGAUUGUGAAGUGGAUCCACAGGGCUUUCAAGUGCUGCUGGAUUGUAAUUUUUUUACUGCAAGGGUAAAACAGUUAUUUUGAUUCACCACCGAUAACGAAAUGUGUAAUAAGUAUCAACCAACAUAUAGCGGAAACGUUAUAUUCUCUUUCACAAAUGUUUUACGUUGAUUCUUCGUAUGUGUUCUGCUCAUGCUGAUCGGUGAUCUUCAGCGUGGUCUACUUCAAACCUUUAUUAGCCUUGAAACUUACUGAAUUAUUAACCGGUCUGUGGCUUUAAAAAAAUAUUUAAUGAUUUAAAACGAAUAGUACAAAUCGCUGUUCCGGUUUUACACAUGCAAUGAUCUGCAUUCAGUCAUUACUUCACUUAAAAGCUAGGAAAUGAUCGCUUAUCAUUCGUGAUUGUAGUUGAUAACAUCCCACAACAACAACGAGCUUUCUCUACCACCCUUUCAAAACCUUUUCCGCAAAACUGCAGGCGAUGUUGUUCGACAAAGAGCAUCAAUGUGUAGUGAUGUGGAAAUACUAAUUCCACGCAUUAUAUUCAUCGUAUUUGAAUUGUAUAUGAUGUUUCGAACAAUGCAUGCUACCUUAUGGUUCGAACCUUGGCUUUGUUAAGCAAGUCAUCUACAACACAAAAGCCUAUCUAGAUUUUUGCCUAAUUCAACGUGUUAUCACAGCUAAAUGGCUUUCUUCCUGAGAUAUACCGCUGUUUUUUAGACACUGCGUGAAUAAGCAGUUCUUGCAAACCAGCCUAAGCCAUUAGCAUUAUAUACAAACAAAUGUGUGAUUUUUUUAUUUAACUGCAAAGGAACUUAGAAAGACGUCUACCAUAAGUAAACAUUUAUGUUCAUAUUGUUUGUGAGUACCAAUGCGCAAUCAAGCUGUUUUCUAGAUUUCCUUUGCCUAACGUGCUAAAAAACAAUUCUAAAUUAACCGUUUACAGUAAUGUUAAAAAACAUGAGUAUCUAGGACUUGGUUCUUGUUCGAAGUCAGCUACGCAGUGCCUCUAACACUUACUUACAUUCGUGUCGCGUGCGAAUAACAAAAAACAUUAAUUUUAUCUCACCAGUAUAGAAAGCAUACCAAGCAAGAGAAGUUAACCACAUAAACUAUCUAUAACAUAGAGUAGCAUGAAUGUGCGUUUAGACAAGAUUAUUUACGCGUUAUUUUCUAAGAUUGUUUGUAAAAUGAAUUAACCAUUAGAUCGUAUGUCAGUGCCAUGCUAUUACGCAGAAGGAGAUAUUGGAUAGGUUGCCAAUCUAUUGAUAUCUCCCUUUGGCACUGGUGGGAAACUUGGUCCACAUUAAAUCCUAACUGUUCCGGCCUAACGUGGCCCGGAUAUUCCGUAGACACACUCCUCGAUAUACAUCCAAACCAAGUGCUUAUAUUAACACGUUCGUUAGAUUGGCAAAGUUUUUAAUCAAAUUAUUUAUUUCAAAUGUAUUAUCAAAGCUUCACCACUUUCAACUGUUGGAUCGUAAACAUAUGAUUAGGCUGAUUAAUGAAUCUACAAAAGUUCCUAAUCGAGCGCAAAACUGUUACUUUAUCAUAUACCACGCUAUUGUUGAGUCCAGUGCGUGUAAUGUUUACAGCGUCGUACCGUAAUUUAUCCAGUAGGAUUCGUAAUUGUGCAUUAUAUAUAUACAUUUAUACAUAUACACAUAUGCAUGCGUAUAAAGUAGAAUAUGUCACUUCGAAAGUAAUCUUCAGUUCAAUCUAUCGUGAGAUCUAUUUACUUUCAGCAAAUCCUAGCUGACGAGAAUAAAUUAUUUAUUCGAGAAAAAUAUCAUUCGACAAUGCGAUUUCUUCCCUGGUAUUAUCGCAUAUGCAUUUGUAGAAUACAAAUAUGAAAAACAUUUCAAUUUAACUUUAUUGAUCUGAAAUAGUAGCUGAACUUCAUAGGUCAAGAUACGUCUGGUGCGAAAAAGACUGCCGCAGAGCUUAACUUUAUAAUAAUAGCUUGAUGUAUUUAUUUCCAAAUAGAAAGUAUGCUACAGAAGCGUCUUCCUACAGUGCCAAAAUGCUUGCUUAAGCGUCCUAGCAGUAACUUUCAAAUAAGCAAAACAAAGACGUGACUAUUUAUCGCAUUAUAAAAUGUAUCCUUGCCAUAUCUUUGUUGUGCGCACUGUUUGUCGGUGAUAAUCGAUCAUCAAGGUAAAAUACAUGAGGCUACCCAGCCAUUACUAUACCGCUACGGCCACACUUGUCGGAAUAUCGAUUCCACGAAUAUUAAACUCGAUGUAACUUUUCUGUGGGAAAAUCUUAAGUCCACAGAGUAAAUGCAGCUCCUUCAAAAAUCAUACGGGAAGUCCUGGCCGUGCGUUAAAGUGCGUAUUGUGGAUUUCGACGGUAAUUACAUUUAUUUUAUAUCAUAUGGUGAAAUAUAGAAGGAGUUCAAACAUGGCCAAAUGCAGGAUAAUUCGAUUUUCGCACUCAGUCACCGCAGACCAAUCUUGAUGUUUAGAGACGCCUGUUCCUAUGAAUCCUCAAAACGAAUAAACGGAAUACUGAAUAAGGGUUAGGGAGAAAGUAAAACUUUAAACCAUCGUAUAGACUAAUGAGGUGCGUUUGGAAAAUAUAUAUACAGGAUUAUAUAUAACGAGCUCAGUAAUAAUAAUGCUGUAAAUAGUGUAUCUACGUUCGGUGUAUGAGCCAUCGUUUUCAGCAGAACAAACAAACGUAUUGACGUCUCUACGGGUACUAAAGAUCAUUUGGUUCUCAGAACCGAUUUGCCAAGUGAGUAAUGUUAGUUAACGAUAAUGAUCUAUUAACAGCGAAAAUAUAUUCAUUAAAGAUGUUUUUCACAAACACUAGAUAAUGCAAUAUCAUAUUUCCAAUAACAGUGAUGACUUUUUCUUCUGUUAUUGUCGACUUGUGUUCUUUCGCCUUAUUUUUGUGUUAUUUCUUUAUGAUAUCAUGUUAAAGACGUGUUAAAAACAAAAUGAUUUGUUUUUAUUGAAUCAAAGAAUUUUGAUUAUUUGCUCUAUCAAUGUAAUACUUUCCUGCCAAAGAUUGAAAAAAAACUCAUAGGAAUUUUGGUUCUAUAGUACCAUGCUUUUUCUUAUUGUUUUUUUGCCAAAUAACAAUUCAAAGUCCAAAUUUACUUCAACCGGUACUUCAUCUCUUACUUACAAAGCAAAGCAUUAUAGUAUUGAAACAGUACGUUUUGAUGUGAGGCCGUUAGAUAUGCACUUAAUUUCUACUUUUUCGUAUCUUUCAUGUAAUCUAAUCAGUCGGUGUUUUAUAUUAAUAACUGUUUUUUUAACAAAUAAAACUACCUAGAGAAUUGUGCUUUUAUUUUUUAGCUUAUCUACAGACGUUCGUCUUUCUUCAUAAAACGUGCUUCGACUUAUUAUGUUAUAGUAUUUACAUGUUCCAUAGCGUUUAUAUCGGUGGAUGAGCCUGUGGGCAUGAUAAUUAGGGCAGGUGUGCUCACGUGAACAAUGUGUAAUAGCAUGACACAAAACCCGAUUGCCCAGAAU
Molecule: messenger RNA, 8658 nt
Organism: Varroa destructor (honeybee mite)
Lineage: Eukaryota; Metazoa; Arthropoda; Arachnida; Mesostigmata; Varroidae
Source: RefSeq, a predicted model, not a curated record